This is a messenger RNA of Capsaspora owczarzaki ATCC 30864, 2300 nucleotides long. RefSeq lists its product as hypothetical. Lineage: Eukaryota; Filasterea; Ministeriida; Capsasporidae. Bases 43 to 2244 code for a protein of 733 amino acids. The record is from RefSeq and is a predicted model, not a curated record. The transcript has 2 exons.
UCAUCACUCUGUUUGGUCCGUCGUUCUACAUCUAGACUUGCAAUGGCGCUGCCGACCAAGCUCCAAGUCGAUCGAAGCCUCAUCAAUCCAAAGUUUGAUGGCUACAAACUGGCGCCAUUGAGCGCAUCUUCAUCCAGCCAACCGAGCACUCAUAGCACGAGUAGUAGCGCGAUGGGCGGUGGUGCGACAGUGAGCGGCAUUGCGCUCCCGCCAAGCAGCCUCCGUCCAUUGCUUGUCCAGCCGAACGCAAGUCGCCACUUUGCGCUCAACUACUUGUCGCAGUUUGUCGCGCACAACCACCUCGUGGCGGAUCCGUUCGAUGCGGGCCAGGACGGCGAACUCGCCUAUUACAUUGACCAGCAGUGGCAAGUCGUGCGCGUACUCGCUCCCCACGCGGUCGAGCAAGACCAGCCGUGCGCUGUGGUGGAGCAUGUCGCUGCUUCGAUUCAAGCGCCCGUUUCAGCGGCUCCUGCGCACGAUCCAUUCAAUCCGACAAUCUCCUUCCCAAGCGCACAUCUUGCAGUGAUUGCAGACGGCCUCGAUCGGCUCCUGCUGUUCGACCGCACCUCAAAGCCCUGGCGACAGCUCGUGUCGACGUCGGUCGUCGUUCGAGGCGUUGACGGCAAAACGUCGCCCCUCGCCCCGCUUGUGGUCCGAUCGACUGUCAUGGAUGCAAAGCAAUCCAGUACAGUCGUGUGCUUGGUACAGACAACAGAAGAACGGCCUGCGACCAAGCCAGGCGCGGACACUUGCCUCGUCGGAUUGCACGUUGUGCGUGUUUCUGUGCCACCCGUCGACAGCGCUCCCGCAGUCAACCCUUCAGCUACUGUAGCAUUCUCGUUGAUGACACCGGCGUCCCCGUUCUAUGCUCAUUUAGAUCCGGAACAAGGCAGUCUGGUUGUUGUGACCGACCGAACUUUGACUUCCACCCAUCAUCCUGCCGCCACCGCCGCCGCAACCCAAGCCAGUUCCGCAUCGGAUCCAAAAGCAAAUACCACACACGCAAGCGCUGCUACUCCAGCAACCCCUUCCGCUCCAUUCACUUGGUCACAGCACGUGAGCGAAGUUUCAAUCCAAAUUCCCGUUCACCGAAGCGUUACCAGCAAGCAAGUGUCGUGCAAGUUUGAAAGCGAACAUCUCAAAGUGACGGUACGCGGAGCUGCAACGACAGAGGUUGUGCCGGUCGACUUUGGCGGCGCUCUCUUUGAUGAGGUCGAUCCGGAUGAAUGCACCUGGAGCAUUCAACGCCCGGCCAACGGUGGCCAACCCUUCUUGGAGGUUAUCUUGGUCAAGGUUGCGGAAACACGCAUGACUUGGACCCGUCUGUUCACAGAUGGACCCUUCAACCAUGUUGAGGCAACGUUGAGCGAUGCCCAAAAGGUCGCCAUCGCCGCCAGCCUCGCCAAGUACACGACCGACGAAUCCGAGCAAGAUAUUCGAGCCGCGUCCAAGCGAGGACUUGGCUGGUCGGCGACGCCGACUUCCCAGCCAACCGCAGCGCCAGCAUCGGCGUCAGCACCAUCGCAGAGCAAAAUUGAAGAACUGAUCGACGAUGAGGAUGAUGGACAGCCAAUCGUUGGUUCCGAUGCUGCUGCUGCUGCUGCUUCCCAUCCACAACAGCCGACAGACAUUCCUGAAGAUUAUGCAGCAGGGGCCUUUGCCCACACGGUCGAGGAGUGCGACUUUGACGACGUGGACAGCAGCAAUCUGGCUCUGAGCGUGUUUGACUCGCAUGGCCACUGCACCAGUACUCUGGCGCUCGACAGCGCACAGUUCUUGUUCAGCACUGCUGCCUCGCGCUUGCCAUCUGGCUCUGUUGCGUUGCCCGCCUUUGCUGUGCGGUACAAUGUCGACGGAGUCGUGUUUUCCGUCCACCCGUCCCAAUCUCAGCGGUCUAUCGCGCAUCACUCGGCCACCUUCAACGCGUUUGGCUAUGUGCAAGCGUCCAAGCGCGAGAAGAAAUUCCUAGGAGGCGCGGCCGACGGGCGGUUUGCAUUCCUGUGCGAGGCCAGUCGGCAUCUGUUUGUGUUUGAGCAGCCAGGCACAACUGGGUCUGCCACAAGCAGCAGCUCUUCUGCCAAGCAAACGCUGCCAGCGUUCCCCUUAGCUCCAAGCCAAGCCACGACCGCUCGCCAAUUCCUUGCACCGAUCGAAUCUGGCGCAACCGUUCUUGGUGCCGCUGUCGUCAACCGAGCCAUUCUUGCCCUGACGGAAGACUACCUGUCUGUUACUCGUGUGCCAUGAUCUUCUCAAAUGGGGGUUUGAUGAUGUGUCCUAUUGGUACAAUAAAUAAUGACAAG